Manis pentadactyla (Chinese pangolin) is the source of this 619-nucleotide messenger RNA. It is a transcript of the gene SPMIP11, whose product is annotated as sperm microtubule inner protein 11. The transcript has 4 exons. Lineage: Eukaryota; Metazoa; Chordata; Mammalia; Pholidota; Manidae. Bases 139 to 480 code for a protein of 113 amino acids. The record is from RefSeq and is a predicted model, not a curated record.
AACUGGCUCGAGCCUUCGCGCCCUGGGCGAGGUGGGUAGGGGAACUCUUGUGGCGGGGUGAGGCGCCCGCCCUCGCGCCGCUUGGCGGUUUCCCCGAGUACUUCGUUUGUGGAGGAAGUGGAGAUACAACGUGGGCGGAUGAAGGACUUGACAGUGAAAAUAGACCAGAAGGAACCGUUGCCCACUAGGCUUCCCCCGAUUUUCUCAGAAGAUGGGAAUUACUCUGUGCACCAGAAUAGCCAUGCAAGGUAUCAUGAAGCUGUACGGAAGGGGUUGUUAAAGACAUUCCCCAAUCAGGUCUUCAGAGCUCCUUUGACUGAUGCUCAGAACUUCAGCUUCUGGCGGUCCCACGAUCCAGGAGUGCGCCCAGAGGAAACCAUGCCAUGGAUCCGGAGCUCUCGCCAUUGCCUCAUUAAGAGCCCAAUGACCAGGUUUAUGGAUCACUCUAUUCUCAGUGACAGAACCUUCAGUCUGUAUUGAGCAAGAUGUGUUUGCAGAAGGACAAGUUGGACUGUGGAAGGAGGGCAAAGAAUGGAAAGAGGAAGGUGUCCUGGUCCUCAUGGUCCACUAAAGGGGGGAGAGGAUGGAGAAAGCAGAAUAAACAGAUUGGAUUGGAAGU